Molecule: messenger RNA, 3650 nt
Organism: Abrus precatorius (Indian licorice)
Lineage: Eukaryota; Viridiplantae; Streptophyta; Magnoliopsida; Fabales; Fabaceae
Product: E3 ubiquitin-protein ligase HOS1
Exons: 11
Coding region: 738-3155 (805 amino acids)
Biological process (GO): protein ubiquitination
Molecular function (GO): ubiquitin-protein transferase activity
Source: RefSeq, a predicted model, not a curated record
CCCUCCAAUUCCAAUCGCUGGAGUUUAUUUUUUCCCUCUAUGAGAAAGAGAGUGGUUCCGAGCAUGGACGGGUUUCUUCACUGAAGUGUAAUCUGCACUGUUUCGUAGUCUCGCACCUCGUUUCUGGGUUUGGGAAAAUAUCACGUACUUCACAAAUUGUUUAUCUCUGACAAAUGGAUAGCAGGCUCAACGGACCCACCUUUCCGUCGAGCUCCGGCGGCGGCACCGCCGUCACAAGAUCUCCGUCCCCCACGCUACAGCCUAACUACAGUAGCCGAUUAGUUCAGACAUGCCUUUCAACUUUCAGUUUUUACACGGACACGACUUUACCCAAUUGACUUCUAUUAUAAUUCGCACCUACUACCGCAGAAACAUUAGAACACUUGGCAGCCAUUGACCUGAUUGAGUUGUGCAAAGAAGCCAAAGUUGAGCACUGCCGAGCAACUAGAGACUUGAGAAGCUGUGGUCGAUAUGUCCACCAUGUCUUGAAUUCAUGUGGACACGCUUCAUUAUGUGAAGAAUGUAGUCAACGGUGUGAUACCUGUCCAAUUUGUAGAAUCCCAAUUUCAAAAAGUGGUGCUAGACUGCGUCUCCGACUUUAUUAUGAGUGCAUAGAAGCUGGUCUUAUUUCAAAAAGGUGUGAUGAGAGAUUUCAAGAAAUAGAAGAUGGGGAGAAACAACUAACUGCUGAUGUGCAACGCCUUUAUUCUUUGUUUGAUGUUACGCUUGAGAAUAACAUGGUUUCUUUAAUUUGCCACUACAUCACAGAUGUAUGUAUGGAUGAAACUGCUGUCUCCAGUGAUCCUGUCAUAGCAUUUUUGUUGGAUGAAGUAGUAGUGAAGGAUUGGUGCAAGAGGACAUUCAAAAACAUUGUAACUGAACUUCAAGGAAUUUACAGUAUGGACGUUUUUGGAAUGAAAGAGAGAUUGAGUUUACUGCUAAAAUUUUCAUUAUACUUGAAGGGCAUAUCAAAUGUGCUAGAUAUUUUGGAGUCAUCCUUUAAGGGUACCCUUUCAGCACAGCUUCAUGAUUUGCACCGGCUCCAAGAGAGCAUAUUGAAGACAAAGCAGCAUAUGGACAUUAUUAUUUGGUGUACAAGACAUCAAUUUUUGGAGAAUGUGAGAUCGCGUUUCACUGAUAGUUCAUCAUGGGCGUCAGUUGUUCGCAAGCGGAAAUCAGAAGCAAUUAGACGUGCUUGGCCUGAUGCAAUAAAUCAAUCUGUGGAGUUAUCAGGACAUGAUGGAUCUCUAUUUAUUGAAGAUGCAUUGAAUAAUCUUGAUUUGGAGGAGGGGCUUAUGCAUGAAAUUGGAGAGGGAUUAGAAAUUGCCUCCUUGCAGAAGGAUGGGGCAUUGUUUUUCAGGUCUGAUACUGAUCAGGCACUGGAUUACUAUCCCUUCAAAAAUCUUCGUGCUGCUGCUGACUUAUUGUUUUUACAUGGAAGCUCUGAUAUGGUGAUUGCAAAACAUGCAAUUUUUCUGUAUUAUCUGUAUGAUCGCCACUGGACAAUUCCUGAUGAAGAAUGGAGACACGUACUUGAGGACUUUGCAACUACAUUUAGUAUUAGCAGGCACUCAUUACUUGAGUCUUUGACUUUUUACCUUCUGGAUGAUCACACAGAGGAGGCUUUACAGGAAGCUUGUCGCCUUCUUCCUGAAAUAUCUGGACCAGCAUCACACCCUAAAAUUGCUGAAGUACUGUUAGAAAGGGGUAGUCCUGAUACAGCUCUCAUGGUUUUGAGGUGGGCUGGGCGUGAUGGUGGACCGCAGAUGACUUCAAUCAGAGAUGCUGUCACUGCAGUACGAGUGAGGAUUGAGUGUGGCCUUCUGACUGAAGCAUUUAUGCAUCAGAGAGUUCUCUGCAUCAGAGUUAAGGAACAGAAUUUCAAUAAAGGAGCAUCUAGGACUACUUCUGAAAAACUAAAAGGCCAAUGCAGUAAUUGGAUGGAGUGGGUGGAGGUCUUGGUGACUGAGCUUUGUUGCCUCUGUAUUAGGAGAAACUUGGUGGAUAGGAUGCUAGAAUUGCCAUGGAAUUCUGAGGAAGAGAAGUAUAUACACAAAUGUCUUUUGGAUUAUGCAAUUGAAGACCCUCUAAGGACGUCAGGAAAUCUACUUGUUGUGUUUUACAUUCAGCGCUACAGAUACUCAGAAGCAUAUCAAGUUCAUAUUAAACUUGAAAAGGUGGAGCAAGACUGCAUUUCAAAAGGUUCUGUAAGUCAAGAAUUUCUACCAAGAUUAGAAAAGGCUAUUCACUGGAGAGCCAGUUUGAUUAAUAGAUGCCUGGAGUUGUUGCCAGAAGUUGAGCAACAGCAACUGAAGAGCGGAAACUUGAUUGAGGGUGCUGUUACUUCUCAUGAAGAAGUUGAAAUUCCUGAUAAAUUUGAUGUUUCUCAGAUUCAGGAUUCCUGGUCAACCAGUUUAUUGAUUCCUUCAUCUGGAAAUCCUUCCCUCACACUGCAUAGAGAUCAUACAAAUGGUUUGUUGAGUUCAUCAACAUUAGGAACUUCUGCCAAAAUAGGCAUGUCAUUUCCCCCUAUUGGCCCUGAGCUUGGUAAUCUUGGUUCUUCAUCAUAUCAUCAUGAUGGGUUAUUUACCAAUAACAAGAGGAUUCCAAGUCAUCAAGGUAAAAUUGGCAAAAUUCUUAGGUAUGAAAACACUCCAAGUCCAAGGAAUCGCAGGAUCCGUUUCAUGAAUGGUUCACCUCUGAAGGGAUUUAACAGGACAUCACCAAGUAAUUCCCAAGAAAGUACACAGGAGAAAAUCUCGCCAGUAGUUGAACGAAAUAUGCUUUUUGGCCACAAUCAAACUAUCAGCCCUAUGUACUCCUGGAAGGAAACAGCUAAUCCUGUCACUAGAUCUAUGUUCAGCUAUCCUAAAGAAUUUGCAAAUGAUCACCCAAAUAUAUCUAGUAGGAAUGCCCAAUUGCUAAAAGAUGAUAGUGGUUGGAAUAUGGGUUCCACUAAUGAUCCAAUGGAUGUUUCUCAGAGCCUUAUAGAGAAGAAAUUAAAUACUGAAGAAAACAUGAAUGGUGGACCUAGAUGGAGAUCUGAUGAAACUAGUGAUGGGGAAGAGGAUGUGGGUCUGGAAAGAGCUAUGGAUAUAGGUUAUUAUGCAACUCCAACACGGAAAACUAGACGAAGCAGAGUUGGCAAGAGAUGAAAACUUGACUUUUUGGUUAAAAGAUUCUGAAAAUUUUGUGGGAAGACACAAGAAAGGGCACAAUUGAGAGAGUUGUAUUAAGAUGAGAGCUUCGGUUUUUUUGGAACUUCGAGUUUUUACAUAUACAUUUACGCUGGUCUCCGUUGUGCAGCUAAUGUUCUAUGAAGCAAAUGUUAAUGUUAAAGGUGCAUUUUCGUAUCCCUUUGCUGUAAUGUUUAUCCAAGUUAUGAUAUUCUCGAUUUUGGAAAACGAUUCAUUUAAAAAUUAAUGUUUGAGCAAAUUCAAAGGCGUUUGGGAGCAUCUUACCUUGUCCUAGUAGACCUAGUAGAGUGAUGUAUCUGAUGUGAAUUUACGGAAGGUCGAGUUCACAAAAUAUUAUAGUCAAGGGAAUGAGUCAUUUCAUCUUAAAUAUUAACAUGAUGAAGUCAUGUUUGAAUUGUGUUUAUCUUUUGUACUUUUAAUGUCUAUUAAUAUUAGGAGAUAUAGACAAAAAAU